Messenger RNA from Labeo rohita (rohu), 3553 nucleotides. RefSeq lists its product as uncharacterized. Bases 159 to 1301 code for a protein of 380 amino acids. Lineage: Eukaryota; Metazoa; Chordata; Actinopteri; Cypriniformes; Cyprinidae. The transcript is spliced from 5 exons. The record is from RefSeq and is a predicted model, not a curated record.
ACCGAUAUACGUGUGCUUUAGCUCCUGACCAUGGCUCUAUUACAGAUCGUUAAAGAUUGAAAAAGAUUAAGACGUUUUAUUUCUGACUGACAUGUGACCAUCAACGCUGCACUGAAUGGCUUCGUUAUUUAAACCAUGUUCCUAAACUCCCUGCGAAAAUGCGUUGGCUACUUUUGUGCAUCGUGGUCGUGGAUGUUCUUGUGGCAUCAUUUGAAGUGAUUACCCCUAAUAAACAUCUCCUGGCAAUCCGAGGUCGUCCAGCAAUACUGGGCUGUGAGUUCACACCUGAUACUGACCUGUCUAACUUGGUUGUUACCUGGCAAAGACAGGAGGACUCACGGGUUGUCCACAGUUUCUAUUAUCUACAUGACCAAUUAGACCGACAGAGUUCAAAUUACCAGAAACGGACCUCAUUGUAUAGUUCAGAGCUUGGUAAAGGAAAUGCAUCUCUAAUAAUUGCAGCCGUUAGCCCAAAAGAUGCAGGUUGGUACCUGUGUAUAGUGAGUAACACAAAGGGAACGGGAAGAGCCUUGAUGCAAGUGACCUGUGGAGCAUCAUUUGAAGUGAUUACCCCUAAUAAACAUCUCCUGGCAAUCCGAGGUCGUCCAGCAAUACUGGGCUGUGAGUUCACACCUGAUACAGACCUGUCUAACUUGGUUGUUACCUGGCAAAGACAGGAGGACUCACGGGUUGUCCACAGUUUCUAUUAUAAACAGGACCAAUUAGACCGACAGAGUUCAAAAUACCAGAACCGGACCUCAUUGUAUAGUUCAGAGCUUGGUAAAGGAAAUGCCUCUCUAAUAAUUGCAGCCGUUAGCCCAAAAGAUGCAGGCUGGUACCUGUGCAUAGUGAGUAACACAAAGGGAACAGGAAGAGCCUUGAUGCAAGUGACCUAUGGAGCUUAUUACUCUGAGCCCAGGAUAAGCAUCCUUGUAAACUCUUCUGCAUUGAAAGUGCAGUUUGAGACAGAAGGUUUUCCCAAACCUGAGGUGACCUGGCUGGGGGAACACAACCAGAACCUCAGCUGUCACAUGGAGAUCUAUGGCCAGACAGAAGAUGGGCUUUAUUUCAUAAAGAGCAUCUUUGAGGCUCAGAAACCAGUGGUUAAUGUCACAUUUACUCUAAAGAACCACCUCCUAAAUCAGAACCUGCACAGACCGGUGUUCCUCAGCUACGAUAAGGACACCACGGACCACAUGAUUAUUGCGCUUGUUUUCCUCACAGUGAUAUGCUUUCUACUGAUUACUGGCAUCUUCUGGCUAGCAAUUAAGAAACAGAAAAAGCAAACGCCUUCCCUGUGAUGAACCAUGAGAGUUAAUGAUUGUUAAUGAAGCCGCUGUUCCCAGAAGGUCUGCCUGCAUGUUUUGACUUGUGCUAACCAUUACUGGCACUAUUCAUGGAAUGCAAAGAGAGAAAAUGUUCAUUAAACUGUUCUUGCGUAAAAUGAAAAUAAUUGCAAAAUCCGGUAAUUUUACGCAAGAAUGACUUUCUAAAUAAUUUACACAGAUCUCAACAAGUGUGAGAAGUGGGAGUCAUAUGGGUGUGUGCAGAAUGUAAUUUCUUAAUCUUUUUACUGCUUAUUUAUUAAUUGACCAUUGUGCAUUUUUCUUAAAAAAUAGUUAUAAAACAUGUUGUUAUGUUUUAUAUGAAUUUUAAAAAAGAUAUUUUGGAUAUGGAUUUUUUUUAAAAAAAAGAUAUAACAGUAUCACCAUGGAUGUUUAACAUCACACUUAAUUGAAAUAUUUCUUAUUUUAACUACUGUAAAACACGAUUCCGUACCGUACAAGUUAAAAUCGCUUAUUGUAUUAUACACCAUGGCACAAGUAAUGCACUAAACAUCUGUAUAUGUUUUAGUUUAUAUCUUAAGCAGUAAUAGAACUGUGGAGACAAUCAGGUGAACUUUAAGCUAUGCGUAGCUUACGAAUCUAAGUCAAACAUAAUUACUCACAUUCCAAGCAUUGCACACUGUCCAAAAGCCUUUACAAAAAUAACCGUCACCCUAAUUCUCUGUUAUCUCGUCAUGUUUAGUAAUAAAUAUAGGGAGGGGGUGGCUAUGUUGACAGCUUUGAUUAAUUAACAGUUUAACCUUCAAGCUGGAGUAUGGACUAAAAAUAAGGUUUGUGUCUACUUAGGGGUUUGUAAGAAUGUAUAUACAGUAGUCAAUAUUUGAAGUGGAUUAACAAAAGUUCAUCAAAGUUGUCCUAAGACAAGAAUGGGUAUUUUGCUUUUAAAACAACUUUGAUGAAAGGUUUUGAUUCACUUCAAAUGUUGACUACUGUAUAUAUGUGUGUGUGUGUGUGUGUACUUGUUUUUGCUACAUAGUGGGGACCAAAUGUCCCCACAAUGAUAGUAAAACCUGAAAUUUUUGACAUUGUGGGGACCGGCAUGCGGUCCCCACAAUGUUAAAAAAUGAUUAAAAAUAGUAAAUGAUGUUUAUCUGAAAGUGUAACGAUGCAAACAUGUUUUCUGUGAGGGCUAGGUUUAGGGUUAGGGUUGGGUUAGGGGAUAGACAAUAUCGUUUGGUCAGUACAAAAUCUAUAGAAGUCUAUGGAAAGUCCCCACAAUUCACAAAAACAAACAUGUGUGUGUGUGUGUGUGUGUGUGUGUAUUCAUAUCUUCAUUUCAUCUCCUUCAGGCAGCUCAGUGAAAACAGUAUUUGUAGGAAAAACUAACAGGAAUAGAAUUUCAUGAGGGCAUAUGAUUAUCAUCACUUUUAUAACCUGGUUGUUGAAAACUGAAAAUUCUGUCUGCAGUUUUGCAUCUGUAUGAUGUACCUUCUUCUGUAUAACACAAAGAUGAUGUUUUAUCCACACAAUGAAAGUUAAUGAGAUCCAAAACAACACUGGUUCCCUGACUUUUACGGUAUAUAUUUUUUGAAAAUGAAAAGACAUUUGUUAGAUGUAAGCUGCACCUGAAGCCUGUAUCAGGAUUACAUAUUUAUUGUUAAACUAGGUUUGAUUUAAGACUAGUAUAUUGAGGUCAAGCUUGAGGCACAGGAUAUUUGAGGAAUAUAAUAAUACCUGAAACCUACUGAAGAGCAUCAAAGCCCCUCAUGCAGGAAAUUCAAAACACUAUAAAAAAGGCCCUAUUGAGCUUGGGUAAAAAGGUAUAGUCACCCUUGAAGAGCAUGUUAACUGAAAGGUUCUUUCAUUUCAUGAAACUCCUGAAUAUCCUGUUCAUACAAUGGUGGUGAUACAUUUCACCAAUAUGAUUUGUUUAUUCGGUCCACGCUUAUGAAAAGAGGGUAAAAAAUGUGUUUUAUGUUUUUGUUUGAAUUUCUUUCUUUCUUUUUUUUCUAAAUGCAGUCUGUCAAGUCAGUGACAGUUACAUAGCAAAUCUGUACAAACUAGGUUUUCAAAACUCGCUUGUUGUAUGGCUCGCUUCAAACAUUAUUGAGAGUAACCUUAUGCAUUUAACAUGUAGAACAAAUGUUCUACGACCCAGCAUCCAUUUAUCCUUCUGCUAGCUUAUCCAUUAAUUAUGCAUUAAUACAACACGUACUGUAGCAGUAAUUUCACAUUUUUGCUUAUUACUCAAAUAAAGCUUGUGUGAA